GGGCUGGCGAAAACACUUGGGCUCCGCGCCGAGGCAGCAUCUGAGCUGCUCCCCUUGCGCCCCUGCCCUCAAGGAGGACUCGGAUCGGUCGCCAGCGUUGGGCUCUGGUGGGUGAUAGCACAGAAUGGCAAGGAGCUGUGCCUCUGGGGAACAGAGGAUGAUAAAGAAAACAAAAAUCUCCUUUUCCCAGCUGUUGCAGUGAGGGACAGCAGCGUGGAAUUCUGUGUUCUCCGUGACAUUGAUCCUCCACCGCAAGUGCAAGAAAACGUCUUCAGUUACAGAAACCACAUUCAGCUCAAGGUUCAAGGAGCUAUUUUUGGGUGCUCAACAGCUUCGCUGAACUUCUGUCUAAUAGGUGGGCCAUUGCUGGUGUCAAGAUUGGUUUUUGUAUUUUGUCAUAAUUUACUUUUUAAAUGCAUUUGCAUGAAAAAAGAACAUGGAAGACGCUCCGCUGCCUCUGUUGACCAUGCCAACAGCUCCUUACAGCGACCAGAAACCAGGAACCAGUGGAUUACGGAAGAAGACCUUUUAUUUUGAAUCCAAGACGAACUAUUUGCAGAAUUUUAUCCAGAGUAUAUUUUUUUCCAUAGACUUAAGAGAUCGACAAGGAUCUUCUAUGGUAGUUGGAGGUGAUGGGAGAUACUUUAAUAAGUCUGCAGUGGAACUGAUAGUCCAAAUGGCUGCUGCCAAUGGGAUCGGUCGUUUGGUUAUCGGGCAGAAUGGCAUUCUCUCCACCCCAGCAGUGUCCUGCAUCAUCAGAAAAAUCAAAGCCAUCGGUGGCAUCAUUCUGACAGCCAGCCACAACCCUGGUGGGCCCAAUGGAGAUUUUGGCAUUAAAUUCAACAUUGCCAAUGGAGGUCCUGCCCCUGAAGGUAUCACAGAUAAAAUUUUCCAAAUUAGCAAGAAAAUUGAGGAGUAUGCGAUCUGCCCAGAUCUCCAGGUGGACCUGAGCACCAUUGGGAAACAGCAGUUUGACUUGGAGAACAAAUUUAAACCGUUUACAGUGGAAAUUGUGGACUCGGUAGAAGCUUAUGCAAAUAUGUUGAGGAACAUCUUUGAUUUCAAUGCGUUAAAGGAGCUGCUAUCAGGGAAGAACCAUCUGAAGAUUCGCAUCGAUGCCAUGCACGGAGUUGUGGGCCCAUAUGUAAAAAAGAUCCUGUGUGAGGAACUCGGAGCCCCUGCAAAUUCAGCUGUGAACUGCACCCCCCUAGAGGACUUUGGUGGCCACCAUCCCGACCCCAACUUGACCUACGCUGCUGACCUGGUCCAGACCAUGAAGACGGGAGAGUACGACUUUGGAGCUGCCUUUGAUGGAGAUGGGGAUCGCAACAUGAUUCUUGGGAAACACGGCUUCUUUGUGAACCCCUCCGACUCCGUCGCCGUCAUUGCUGCCAAUAUUUUCAGUAUCCCUUAUUUCCAGCAGACGGGAGUGCGGGGCUUUGCGCGGAGCAUGCCCACCAGCGGGGCUCUUGACAGGGUGGCUCACGCUACAAAGAUUGCUUUGUAUGAAACUCCAACUGGCUGGAAGUUCUUUGGAAACCUGAUGGAUGCAAACAAACUGUCUCUGUGUGGAGAGGAAAGUUUUGGUACUGGCUCCGACCACAUCCGCGAGAAGGAUGGGCUGUGGGCUGUCCUGGCGUGGCUGUCCAUCCUCGCCACCCGCAAGCAGAGCGUGGAGGACAUCAUGAAGGAUCACUGGCAGAAAUACGGCAGGAACUUCUUCACCAGGUACGACUAUGAAGAGGUGGAUGCGGAUGCGGCUAACAAAAUGAUGAAGGAUUUGGAGACUGUGAUGUUUGACCGCUCCUUUGUUGGGAAGCAGUUAUCGUGUGGUGACAAAGUCUACACGGUUGAGAAAGCUGAUAAUUUUGAGUACAACGAUCCUGUGGAUGGAAGCGUCUCCAGAAACCAGGGCUUGCGGCUCAUCUUCUCUGAUGGCUCCCGCAUCAUCUUCAGACUGAGCGGUACUGGCAGUGCUGGAGCAACUGUGCGCUUGUACAUCGACAGCUACGAGAAGGAUGCUCAGAAGAUACAUCAAGACCCACAGGUCAUGCUGGCACCUCUCAUUUCUAUUGCACUGAAACUCUCACAGCUUCACGAAAGAACCGGCCGCACCGGCCCAACCGUCAUCACAUAAAGGCUUGGUCAGACCCUGUGCUGGAGUGCACACCGAGUGAAGGACGUCAGCCCGUCUCCUCUUUCAUUGUCAAAUCUGUCACUAAAAGAGGAAUACUAAUUUUAUUGCUGUAUUUAAGAACACUAUUGCACUGCAAAGGAUAGACAAUAAAACCCAGCCCCUGUCACCACUCUGUGUGCACGUUGCUGUGCUGCUUUUCUGCGUCACACAGCACUGCUGGCAAUUUGUGUAUGGUGCUCAUUAGCACAGCCGUUUGGUUUAGCAUAUGUACUUUUUCUUUUCUUAAACAAAAGGCUCUAGAAAUAACAGAGGGACUAAAUUCUUCAAUAAUCCAGAGGCUUUUUUCUAUCUUGGAAACUUUCCUGGAAAAGAAGCACAAAUGCUUUAUGCUUGUUGAUACAUAGUCUUUUAAAUAGGAUGUCUCUGAAUAAGCAAUGGCUGUGUAUUAAGGCUGAGUAUUUUUCCACUUACGUAGAUUUUUCCCUUUAAAAAAAAAUAAUUAUGUAAAUUGAUCUGCAUUUGCCUUCUGUAUUAGAAAAAACCCACAACAAACCCUCCACAGAGAAAUGAGCAGUAACGAGCAUUGCAGGAUAUUAAAGUGAUAUGGGCUACAAUUA
Messenger RNA from Columba livia (rock pigeon), 2754 nucleotides. It is a transcript of the gene PGM1, whose product is annotated as phosphoglucomutase 1. Gene Ontology annotation, molecular function: phosphoglucomutase activity; magnesium ion binding. NCBI's taxonomy places the organism in Eukaryota, Metazoa, Chordata, Aves, Columbiformes, Columbidae. The transcript has 11 exons. Gene Ontology annotation, biological process: carbohydrate metabolic process. Bases 437 to 2137 code for a protein of 566 amino acids. Gene Ontology annotation, cellular component: cytosol. The record is from RefSeq and is a predicted model, not a curated record.